This is a messenger RNA of Fopius arisanus, 1222 nucleotides long. RefSeq names its product sulfotransferase 1A1. Bases 86 to 1105 code for a protein of 339 amino acids. Gene Ontology annotation, biological process: sulfation. The record is from RefSeq and is a predicted model, not a curated record. The transcript is spliced from 5 exons. Gene Ontology annotation, cellular component: cytoplasm. NCBI's taxonomy places the organism in Eukaryota, Metazoa, Arthropoda, Insecta, Hymenoptera, Braconidae. Gene Ontology annotation, molecular function: sulfotransferase activity.
CAGAUCUUUGAACGUGCGGUCGUCACCCGUUCUCAUCGAGGAAAAAAUCAUUUGAUAUUGAAAUAUAUUGAUAUAUUAAUCGAGGAUGAGUGCACCCGCGUAUCAAUUUUUGGGUGAAAGCAAGACGAAGGAGAUGCUACAGAAAUUCACCGGUGAAAGGACUGGAUGGGUUCUCGUCGGUGAUAGGCAGUGGUUUUUUCCGAGAAGAUAUGUGGAUCAAGGACUCGGAUUUUUCGAGUUCAAGGCGAGACCUAGUGACACAUGGGUCGUUAGUUACCCUAGAUCAGGAACGACUUGGACUCAGGAGCUGGUCUGGCUUCUCUCGAAUGAUCUGGAUUUCGAGACGGCAUCGAAAAAAUAUUUGGCGGAGAGAUUUCCAUUUUUAGAGUUCAGUAUGUUUAAUCAUCCGGAAGUUACCGAGGAGUUUGUAGAAUUGAAUCAGGGCGAUCCCGAGAAGAUGGAUUUUUGCCGGAAGCUGGGGGUCCCCGGGUACGACGUGCUCCAGGCCAUGGACUCCCCUCGAUUCAUCAAAUCACAUUUUCCGUUUAGUUUACUCCCAGGAAUACUCGACGUUGGAUGCAAGAUCAUCUACGUGGCGAGAAACCCCAAGGACGUGGCUGUCUCCUGGUACCACCUGAACCGAGCCAUAAAGACUCAAGGAUACACCGGGACCUUCGAGGAAUUUUGGGACUACUUCGAGAGCAAUCUGACGCCCUGGAGCCCUUACUGGGAGCACCUGAAAGAGGCCUGGGCCCUGAGGCACCACCCGAACCUUCUCUUCAUGUUCUACGAGGAGAUGCACCAGGACCUGACGGAGUGCAUUCAAAAGGUCUCCAAGUUCCUGGGUAAAACGUACACCGAUGAUCAGAUCUCAGAAUUAUCUGACUACCUGGACAUCCGGAAUUUCAAAAACAAUCUGAUGGUCAAUUCCUCGGAGUUGAGGGACUGCAAGAUCAUUUCUGCUGGGAGUUUCGUCAGGAAUGGAAAGAGUGGAACCUGGACCGAGACAUUCACUGAGAAAUUGGAAGCAAGAGCUGACGACUGGAUUCUCCAAAAUCUCAAGGGCUCCGAUUUCGUCUUCCCGACCUUCAACAAUAAUUAUUAAUGAACGAACAGAUGCUCAAUAGGUCAAUAAUAAAACUAAUCCUGGGGAGUCAUUAUUAUUUAUAUUUUUUUAUGUUUGUUUAUGUCGUAUGGGAGAAAUAAAAAAAAUAAUCAUCAA